Molecule: messenger RNA, 1518 nt
Organism: Doryrhamphus excisus (bluestripe pipefish)
Lineage: Eukaryota; Metazoa; Chordata; Actinopteri; Syngnathiformes; Syngnathidae
Gene: tmem120aa
Product: transmembrane protein 120Aa
Biological process (GO): fat cell differentiation
Cellular component (GO): membrane
Source: RefSeq, a predicted model, not a curated record
AAAUUGAUCAAAUGGCAGCCACAAUUGUAUGUAUUAUUUUGAAAGUUGUAACCGGAACCUUUUAAGAGGAAGCUGACUUGACUGCUCCUCAAACAACUCUUUCACACACACUCGCUCACACACACAGAGGAACAUUUCCCAACCACUGGACGUUUCCCGACAUGUUGUUCAGUCCAACAGGCGUGUCGGAGUGUUUUCGAGAAUGGGGCGACAUAGAGAAGGACUACCAACAAAUUCAAGACACCCAUCGCCUCUAUAAACUGAAACUUGAGGAAGUCACCAAACUGCAAGUCAGCUGCACCGCUGCCAUCGAGCGUCAGAGGAAGAAGCUGAAAGAGCUCUCGGCAUCACUAAAUGAGUGCAAGGCCAAACAUCCAGAGCAAAAGUUAAGUCCGGAGGAUGUGGAGUCUAUCUCUGACAUCGAGGUGUCAAUCGGAGAGAGAGACAACACUUUCUCUGAGAUGGAAGCCUUCCUGCCAAAGAAGAACGGGUUAUACCUCACUCUUGUUUUAGGAAAUGUCAACGUUACGCUCCUCAAUAAGCAGUCAAAAUUUGCUUACAAAGAUGAAUACGAGAAAUUUAAGCUGGUCCUCACCGUCAUCCUCUUUCUCUUCUCCUUCACGUGUCGCUUUUUGUUCAGCUACAGAGCCUUAGACGCCAUGUUCAACUUCCUCCUGGUGUGGUAUUACUGCACGCUCACCAUCCGCGAGAGCAUCCUUAUCAACAACGGCUCACGGAUCCGAGGCUGGUGGGUGUUCCAUCACUAUGUGUCCACCUUCCUGUCGGGAGUCAUGCUCACGUGGCCGGAGGGGACCCUGUACCAGAUGUUUCGGAACCAGUUCCUUUCAUACUGCUUGUAUCAAAGCUUUGUGCAGUUUCUACAGUACUACUACCAGAGCGGCUGCUUGUACAGACUACGAGCGCUGGGAGAGCGACACAACAUGGACCUCACUGUUGAGGGCUUCCAGUCAUGGAUGUGGAGAGGCCUUACCUUCCUGCUGCCAUUCUUGUUCUUUGGUCACUUCUGGCAGCUCUACAACAGCAUCACACUUUUCAAGAUGAUCCAGCUCCCAGAAUGCAAAGAGUGGCAGGUUGCCAUGUGCGGCUGCUCCUACAUGGUGCUCUAUCUGGGGAAUUUCUUCACCACACUGGGCGUGGUUUACCAGAAGUACAUGAAGAACCAGGACAACAAGUCUAAGUCCUUGUAGGACAAUCUGUUGUUCCCUGCACCGUUUUACUGUUAAGCUUAUCAGUGCGUCAGUUUGUUGGUCAAACUGUCGUUUUGCUGUAGAAGAAUGUUACUCAAGUGUCCUUACUGGAUGUGUUUCUGAACAAAACACCUAAAAAAUAUGUUUCUUGGGGUAAAAAAAUGGGUAGUUUGCAUCUCAGCUGCUGCCAUGUUUAUUAUUAUUAUUAUUAUUUUCCUUCCAAAAAGUGAAUAAAAGCACUCCUUCAUGCCACCCUGCUUUAGUGUUGUUGCUCAACGCUAAUUUCAUGCCGCAUUUUUCUUUAUGUAUU